GUAAUGAAAAACUCCAAAGUGUACAUAAAAGAUGUAGUGCCAUAGCUAUAAGUCAUAAUGUUAAUAUUUGUAACAUAAGAUGCUCUUACAAUUUGCUGACUUUACGAGCUGUGAUGAGGAAUCAGAGUGUGAUCUGACACUAAAUCAUUACAUAGUGAACAAGAGUGCCUCAAGAAACUAACUAAAGUGUAUGAAUCAACCAGACCACAGCAAUGCAGUCAGCAACGGAAAAUGUGUUUGUGUAUGUGGCUCGUCAGAGCUACAAAGGAACGGGAAAGAAUGACCCGAGCUUCGAGGUCAAUGAUGUGAUUCACGUAACUGCAGACUUCCUCCACCGUCAGAACAUCAACCCCGAGAGCCCUGAUGGGUGGCUCUUAGGGAAAAAUGUGCGCACAGGCCAAGAAGGAUAUUUUCCCAGGCUAUUUCCUGGUGCUGAACGGUUCCCAGCUCCGAAUGCCCCGGUGCCGGCCUCCCCCUGACAUCUCGGGGAAUUCACAGGUGUAUAUGAACCUUGGCUGGAACAGCGCGUCGUCAACAGGGGAGGAUUCUGGUUACAUAUCAGCUGCCCAGCACAAUUCCUCCCUGAGCUCAACGCCUCACACAGGCAGUCGUCGCAGUUCGUCCGGCCAGUCGUCGCCGUCGGUGCAGCACAACCUCGGCCCCGCCUACUUCCUCACGCCUGUCCUCUGCGUUCACU
Molecule: messenger RNA, 697 nt
Organism: Penaeus monodon (black tiger shrimp)
Lineage: Eukaryota; Metazoa; Arthropoda; Malacostraca; Decapoda; Penaeidae
Source: RefSeq, a predicted model, not a curated record